Messenger RNA from Loa loa (African eye worm), 1076 nucleotides. Its product is annotated as RNA polymerase Rpc34 subunit family protein. Bases 59 to 943 code for a protein of 294 amino acids. The transcript has 4 exons. Lineage: Eukaryota; Metazoa; Nematoda; Chromadorea; Rhabditida; Onchocercidae. Gene Ontology annotation, cellular component: RNA polymerase III complex. The record is from RefSeq and is a predicted model, not a curated record. Gene Ontology annotation, biological process: transcription by RNA polymerase III.
GCUUUAGGAUAAUGCACUCUGCACUGAAUUCUUAACAAAUCAUCGCGAUCCCAUCAAUAUGAUCAAAGAAGAAGAAGAAGCUUCUUCAUCACAGGCGAUUGUCCUUGCUAUUUUGGAAAAUAAUGAGGAUGGCUUAAGUAACGAAGAUCUGAUGAAGCAGACCGCGGGGAUGGAUGUCAAAGCACGUGGCGAAGCAGUCAAUUCUUUGUUAUCGUUGGGUAAGAUCGAAAUGCUGCCUGGUCAUACAUCUGGCUCAUUUAUCCUACGUUUAAGAAAAGGCACACAAAUUACCGAUGCCACGCAUGAGGAACAGUUGAUUUAUUCAUUAAUUGAAGAAUCAGGUAAAAAGGGUAUUUGGAUACGGGAAAUUCGUGAUCGGACUGGUUUAUCGCAGACGCAAAUGCGUAAAGUUCUGAAAGUAUUGGAACAACGCAAACUUGUUAAAUCGAUAAAAGCGGUAGGUACGACAAAAAAAUGCUACAUGUUGUACGGUGCAGUGGCAGAUGAAUCGUUGACGGGUGGAACAUUCUAUUCCGACCAACAGCUGGAUUCACAGUUCGUCGAAACUCUAGCACAUAUUUGUGUUGCGAUGUUGCAGAGCAAGCGGAAAUUCUCUGAGGAUAACCACAAAAAUGACCCUGCAGCUGCUCGGGAGUUUGCGUUCGUUCGUUCCACCGAGGUGGCGCAAUUCAUUCGCGAAAAGGGUGUUUGUCGUGUGCAACUCAGUGUUGCGGAUAUUGAGAGUAUCCUGUCAGUAGCACUGUUAGAUGGUUUAAUUGAACGACGUGCAGACGGUAUGUACCGGGCCCUGAUAUCUAAGAUUACCCGUUGUGCUCCAUCUCUUUGUCCUUGUAUUCACUGUCCCAUUCAAGCUGAUUGUAAACCAGGUCAUGUGAUUUCACCGCAGAACUGUGAAUAUUUUGCGAGUUGGUUGGGUUGGUAGCAAUCGGAUAUACCAGGUUAUGCAGGUUGUUUUGUCUGGGAACUACUAGACUUUUAUUUCUUGUCUUAAAUCAGUGCAUUACAUCUAUGGUGUUUAGGUCCACGAUGUUUUGCUUUUUUUGUAUUCAUUUCAC